Molecule: messenger RNA, 684 nt
Organism: Drosophila ficusphila
Lineage: Eukaryota; Metazoa; Arthropoda; Insecta; Diptera; Drosophilidae
Product: neo-calmodulin
Exons: 2
Coding region: 112-558 (148 amino acids)
Molecular function (GO): calcium ion binding
Source: RefSeq, a predicted model, not a curated record
UGAGGGGGUAAUAAAUUUCAGUUGACACCUCCAAACACAUACAUAAUAAUCCACAAGAAAAAUAAAAAAAUAACUCCUCACAAAUACAACACAAAACUUAGAAGAACUGAGAUGGAAGAUCUGUCGUUUGAUGAGCAAAGUCUGAUCUACGGAGCCUUCCGCAUCCUGGACAAGGAGAGCGAAGGAGCCAUCACAUCCAAGGAGUUGGCGGUGGUGAUUCGCUCGCUGGGUCGCCAGCCCAACGACACCGAGGUCCAGGCUAUGAUCAACGAAGUGGACUCGGACGGAAACGGCACCAUCGACGCUGAGAAAUUCAGCACCGUGAUCGUGCGCAAGCUGAAGGACACGGGCCACGAAGACGAACUCCGCGAAUCCUUUCGCGUUUUCGACAAGGAGAACAACGGAUAUAUAAGUAUCACCGAACUAAAGACAGUUUUCACGGCGCUGGGCGUUAAGUUAGGCGACGACGAGUUGGAGGAAAUGAUACGGGAGUAUGAUCAGGAUCUGGACAAUCAUAUCAACUACGAGGAGUUUGUUAACAUGAUGACAACGCGAUAGCAUCUAAAUUGCAGGCAAUAAUCUUUGAUCCAAUUGUCAUUGUGUAGUUUCGGAUUAUUGUUUGAAGGAGUUGACACCAAACAGGCCAGGAAAAUCAAAACCACUUCCAAAACUGAAAAAAUAUUA